CUUUAACUUCUCGACGUAACCUUACACGCCCAAUCAGCUGGUUCUUCAAGUUCGUCCAGUGCAGUUAACAGGCAAAACUUUCUCGCAUUUGCCUCCCAAGACAAAUCGAGGUACGGUCAGCGACGGUUAACUUGCGGGUGUUUCCCUUUAUCUUCUCGCUCAGUCCUGGGGAGGGUAGCGCGGGUCAGCCAUGUCUUUGGCUGAUCAAAGUCAACAAUGGUUCCCAACGAGCGCCCAGGUAACGGUGCUCCAGGCCAGAGGACUCAGGAUAAAGGGAAAAAAUGGCACCAACGACGCGUAUGCCAUCAUGCAAGUCGCGAAAGACAAAUUUUCCACCGAGGUGGCCGAGAAGAGUGUGGCGCCAAUGUGGAAGGAGCAGGCCAGCUUCGACCUGCCUCCAGCCCACCAAGGAAACGCCGAGCGCGGCACGUUACGCGUUCACGUGAUGCACCGGGCGCUUGUUGGUCCAGACAAGCCGCUGGGGCAAGCUGUUGUCAAUCUGUUGGAUCUCCAUGAAGUGAAAUCCAGAAACAAGACAGAGUGGUUCAAGCUUGUGGACAAAGGCGGCAAGGCGGACAAGGAGCGAGGGGAGGUGCUGCUGGACAUCCAGUUCAUGAGGAACAACAUGACCGCCAGCAUGUUCGACCUCUCCGGCAUGGACAAGUCCAGGUCCCGCCUGGGGAAGAUCAAGGACAAGCUGCGGGGCAAGAAGAAGGACGGCAGCGGCCUUGACUCGGUCUCGGCCGUCGUGCCGUCGUCGUUCAGCCAGGUGCUGACUGACAGCGAGGAGGAGGUGGAGGAGGAGGAGGAGGAGGAGGGCGUUGAGGGGGCUGUGGGGGCCACCAAGGGGAAGAGCGGCAAGAAGAAACUCAAGCUGAAGUCGUUGUUCUCGCACAAGUCCACCCUGAAGAAGAACAUGUCCCAGUCCAUGUCGUUCCUGGGCCCUCUGCCUGAGAGGAACCAGACGCUGUCUGGCAGCCGGUCCUCUGGACUCAACGUGGAGCCCUCAGAAGGUAAGAAGAAGUUCAAGUUUGGGCUCCACAAGCGUUCCGGAAGCAACGACAGUAAAUCCUCCCAGGCCUCCGCCUCGGUGGCGGACCCGGCCCAGCGCGGCGGUCCCGACGGCCCCAGGCCCGGCGGCCAUGUGUACACGGAGGAGCCCACGGCCCGGCCAGGCUCCCGGGCCAGCUCCACCUUCAGCCUGUCCAGCUCCGGCCGGGGCUCCAUGGAGGACCUCCACCGGGGCUCCGUGGAGGGGUCGUUCAGCUCCUACGAUUCCCUCAGGGUCCCCCGGCCGCAGUCCUCCCCCUGGCUGAGCACCAAGGCAGCCGAGGAGGGAGAGGUGGAGGAGGAGGUGGAUGUGAGUGAAUACGAGCAAAGGAGAGGGAAGCAGGAAGAGGAAAAGGCCAGACAGGAGGAACAGAUAAGGAUAGAGAGGAGGAGAGAAGAGGAGGAGCAGAGGAAACGUCUGGAUGAAGAGAGGAUCAGACGAGAGGAAUUGGAAAAGAGGGAGAUUGAAGAACAACAGCGUAAAUAUCAAAGAGAUGAGGAGGAUAGAAUUAGGAGGGAGAGGGAGGAAGAGGAGCGGUUUAGGAGAGAAGAGGUGAAAAGAAGAGAGGUGGAAGAGGAGAGAGAAAGAAUAAAUAGGAUGGAGGAGGAGGAGGAAAAGUUUAGGAUGAAAGAGGAAAUGGUCAGAAUAGAGAAAGAAAGAGCAGAGAGAGAAGAGAAGGAACGACGGGAAGAGGAACGGACCAGGUUGGAGAAAGAGGAAGAAGAGAAAAUGAAGAGGGAAUGGGAGGAAAAGCAAGAACGGAUUAGAAUAGAGAAAGAGAAGGAAAGGUUAGAAGAGAAAUACGAGAGAGAAAGGGUGAGGUUGGAGAAGGAGGAGGAGGAGGAGGAGGAGAGAAGGGUUAGGGAGGAGGAGGAGAAGAUGACCAUGAUACAGGAAAGAGAAGAGAGACGACUGAGAGAAAAGGAAUUGGAGGAUGAAAGAUUUAGGAUGGAGAAGGAGAGAGAGGAGGAGAGAAGGGUAAGGGAGGAGGAAAGGUUGAGUGAGAUGCAGGAGAGAGAAGAGAGAAAACUGAGAGAAAAGGAACUAGAGGAAGAAAGAUUUAGGAUGAGGGAGGAGGAGGAGAGAAGGGUUAGGGAGGAGGAGGAGAGAAAGGUUAUGGAGGAGGAGGCGAGGAUGAGUGAGAUGCAGGAGAUAAGACUGAGAGAAAGGAGUCUAGACGAAGAAAGAUUUAGGAUGGAGAAGGAGAGAGGGGAGGAGGAGAGAAGGGUAAGGGAGGAGGAGGAGGAGCGGAUGAGUGACAUGCAGGAGAAAGAAGAGAGAAGAGUGAGAGAAAGGGAACUAGUGGAAGAAAGAUUUAGGAUGGAGAAGGAGAGAGAGGAGGAGGAGAGAAGAGUCGAAGAAGAAACGACUAGAAUAGAGAAAGCGAAGAAACGGCAGGAAGAGGAAAGGAUCUUGAUAGAAGGGGAGGAGAGAAGGAGGAGAGAAGUGGCAGAGGAGGAGGAGGAGCAGGAGGUCAAAAGGCAAGAAGAACGGGAAAGAAUGAGGAGGGAGGAGGGUCUUCUUGAGGAAGAAAGGAUCAAGAGGCAAGCACAAGUCAGGCGGGAGGAGGAAGAGCGUGUGCAGGAGCAGCAGAGACGGGAGGACGAGAGGAGAGGGAGUGAAGAAGAGGGAGGCGAGCUAGAGGAAGAGUUCAUGACCAAAGAGACGGUGAGAAACACACCGUUUGGCCCCCCCUCCGCCCACGACCCUUAUCUGGGUCCAAACUCUGCGUUGACUAACAAGAGCCCCGGAGGAAUAGAGUCGGCGCGUCGCAGGGUCCCCGUGCGCUCCGUCCCCCCCUCCGAAGACGACGGCCCCCCAACACCUGAGGGACCCCUCGCCAGUCGGACCGCCGACGUUCCGACCGCCAGGCAAAGUCCUGCAUCGCGACGCCCCCCCUCACCACUUUUCGAGCCGUCCAACCCAUUCUUUGAAGAAUCGGAAUCCGACGAGCAUUUAUCGGGGAAGAAACGCCACGCCCCUCCACCGCCUAGCAACCAAGAACUUCUUCAUGACCAACCAAACAACCUUUCUGUCUCCACCGUCCCUUUUGUUUCCCCUCUGGGGGGAAUCAAGACCGGCCUUCAUCUGGAUGAGGGCUCUGAUGGCGAGAAGGACCGCCCGCGUGCUGCUCGCACAGCUCCUCAACCUCCUAAACGACACGGACCCCGGAUUGAACCGAUUUCUUCCAAAGAAAAAACGGUUCAAACGGUCCAUGCGACUGGAGCCUUUGAGGCGCCACAGCCAUCCAAAAACACCAAAGGUCCAGCUCCGGCUAAACCGAACCCAAACAUAACCAAGGUAUCGGCGCAAGUCCAUGAUGGGAGGCCAGAGCAUGCUCCGAGACCUGCCUUGUCCUUCAAAGAUACCCGGAAGAACUCCAACGUGUCUGGUCCUCACACAGUGACGGAACAAAGACCCAGCACGUAUGGAACAAACCCCUUCGACGAGGAGGAUGAAGACGAGGAGGCCCAGACUCCUCUCGACACCGAUGGUUCUUCAUCCAGAGUUAGAUCGCUGAAGACGGUCCGAGCACCACCGCCCCCAGAGGACAAAGAAAGCAGCCCCGCGAAACCGAGCAGGAACGCGUGUUCAGAAGCCACGGUCUCCUCUAGCGUGAGACCCACGGGCCCGCCCCCAACCGGAGACGCCAGCGAGACCCAAGCCACCGUGCAGCCUCGGAGGGCAGAGGCUGCCGCGGAGCAGGCAGUCAGGUCGGAGACGGGCACCGGGCCUCCUACACCCUCACAAAGAGGCCAUCCAGUAAAGCCUCUCAGAGUGUGGGAGCAGCAGUCUGCCGUCUCGUCCGUCUCGGCCACCCCAGCCUCUAAUACACCGUCGGAGAUCACCCGGGCCGGUCGGAGCGCUGUCGAGGUGAAGGAGGAAGAGGCCAGGGGUCCAUUCUCUCAGCUCACCCGAGGAGAGCUCAUCCUGCUGCUGCAGAAGCUCCAGGGCCAGCUGACGCAGAGGGACCACAAGAUCUCGGAGCUGGAGCAGUACAUAGACAACCUGCUGGUGCGCAUCAUGGAGGAGGAGCCCAGCAUCCUGAUGUCCAUGAACGCUCUGAAGCACUGACUCAAGACAUGUCUGACUCAAGGCGUUGGUGUCUAAACUCGAUGCACGAGGCCAUAUGAUACAGCCGAUGUCUAAUCAUAAUGGCAUGAUACCAUUCAUUUUAUACACUAGAUGUCUAAUCAUGAUGUCGUGAGAGCAUUUGAUACAGUGGAUGUCUGAUCGCCGUACAUGAUACCAUCCGAUACAAUUGUUGUCUAAUCAUGACGACAUACCAUCUGAUGGUUUGUUUAAUUAUGACAUCAUGAUACCACCUGAAACAUUUGAUGUCUGAUCAUGACAUCAUAAAGGCAGCACUCCGAACCAUACAAGGUUGAUUGAGGUUGAGGGUAAACUAUUUCCACCGAUAUGAAGGAGAAAAUCACUUGAAAUCAAGCAAAUGUCUAGAAAUACCAUUGACUCAAUGUAAACCAAAUAUACGCUGUGUAUUAUAAGGGAUUUUUAAAGAUGAUCUAAUAAAUUAGCCUUCAUAAAUAUGCUUUUGAUUGACACUUGAUUAUUUUUGUAUAUCCUGUGGAAUAGGCCCAUAUACCACAUUUUCAAAGAUCCUUAGAAUCCGUUUACUGCUUUUUUGGUGUAAAAAUGUAUAUACGCAAAUAAAGAAAUGCAUUAAAUAACA
This is a messenger RNA of Gadus macrocephalus (Pacific cod), 4742 nucleotides long. RefSeq names its product RAB11 family interacting protein 1 (class I) b (gene rab11fip1b). The transcript has 8 exons. NCBI's taxonomy places the organism in Eukaryota, Metazoa, Chordata, Actinopteri, Gadiformes, Gadidae. Gene Ontology annotation, molecular function: small GTPase binding. Gene Ontology annotation, cellular component: intracellular membrane-bounded organelle. Bases 191 to 4126 code for a protein of 1311 amino acids. Gene Ontology annotation, biological process: regulated exocytosis. The record is from RefSeq and is a predicted model, not a curated record.